AUGGCUUGGAGAGAUGGCUGGAGCUCUGCGGGCCCUGGCGCUCAGGUCGCUCAGGUCCGGUCCCCUGCGCCCUCAGUAACUAUCCUGCAGUCUCUUCCACUGGCUUGGGUACCUCCUCACCAGCCAGGACACAUGAAGGAAGACCUACAGGAGCUGAUGAUGCUGCAGAAUAUUCAGAUGCACCAGCUGCUCAUGAGCCGUCUAGCAAUGAGUACCCUUGACUCCAAGCUCCUUACUUCCCAGGUCUACCUGCUGAACCUGGAGGAGGAAGAGGAAGAGGAAGAAGAGGAGGAGAUGCUUGUGUUUCACCACCAUUACCUGCCUUGGUCAGCCCCAGCCCCAGUCCCCCUGCUUCCCUGUCCAGUGCUAGAUCCACAUCAGUCAUGGCUCCCAGAGAUUUCAGAGAUUCGGAAUCUUCCUCAAGACUCACAGAUCACUUCAUCUGCCAGAAGAGGAAUACCCCCACCUCCACCACCCAGUGCCACGGGGACAGUGGGUGCUGAUGUGCCACCUGCUUCAGGUAGGUCUCUAUCCCAGCCACUCUUCAAUCCUCCCCAGGUGGCAAGGUUGGGAAGAGGCAGGCCUGGGACCAAGAAUGGGUAGGAAAAAAAUCUGACUUUAAGCUUCAGGGGAAGUGUUUGUAUUCUACCAAACAAUCUUCUGUACUCAACAUGGUUGUGUCUUUUUAUUCCCUUUUCUUUUUUUUUAAACCCUUAACUUCUGUGUAUUGGCUCCUAGGUGGAAGAGUGGU
This is a messenger RNA of Gracilinanus agilis (Agile Gracile Mouse Opossum), 751 nucleotides long. It is a transcript of the gene PRR29, whose product is annotated as proline rich 29. The record is from RefSeq and is a predicted model, not a curated record. Lineage: Eukaryota; Metazoa; Chordata; Mammalia; Didelphimorphia; Didelphidae.